Triticum turgidum subsp. durum (durum wheat) is the source of this 297-nucleotide messenger RNA. NCBI's taxonomy places the organism in Eukaryota, Viridiplantae, Streptophyta, Magnoliopsida, Poales, Poaceae. The record is from the annotation of a GenBank genome assembly.
AUGGGUGCCAAGGGUGUACUUAACAUUGCUUGGGUUAAUGUUAGCAACAUCCCUCUGGAUAAAAUACAUGACAGAAAUAUUGCAUAUGUUGGGUCUUUGGUUGGUGUCACCUUAGACAUUGAUAAAGCUACUGUUAACAGACCUGAGUCGGUCAGAAUUAAGCUGGGAUGUAGAGAUGCUGAAGAUAUCCCGAUUAAGGCCGAGGGGGUGCUAGGCGGCCAUUUUGAUAAUUUCUUCUAUUCAGUGGACAAGACUAUUGUGAAAAAUCCCCCCAAAGAAGGAAUUACCGUGUCCUAG